UGUGUGUGUGCGUGAAUAUAAGGAAAAAUAUAUUUUAUUAACGGCAGUGGAGAAGAUUGCAGCGCCGCUCACUCAAAGGAGGAACACACGGCACAGUACGGAACACUUACUUUGGUUUUGGUAGUGUAAUGGCAAAAGUUACGGGUAACGGUAACGGCGUCGGAGUCCGACAUAAUAUUGGAGUCUGAGUGCGAGUCGGUGACGCUGACAGUGCCACACAAAACGAUUUUUAAGGCAAAGUGUGAGAAAUUGUUGUGCACAAAAAAAAAAAGAAAAAUAAAAAAUAAAAAGCAAACGAAGAAAAAAUACUGAUAAAGAAACGCCAUUGGGUGGGACGCAACGCUUCUGGCGAGUGUGGAAACCUGCCGAACGGGCUUAAAUACUUGUAAAUAAAAGAUUUGUUUGCAUAUUUUUUCACUUGGUUUGGCAAAGCAGAAUGAAAUAAAUUUUAAAGUGCGUACAAUUUCAGCAGCGUCGACGACGAAUGCAAAGGAAUUGUAACGAAUUUAUUGAAGUGUAAAAUUCACAGGCGUGUGAGGACGGCGACAAGCCACAAACAUGUCUUUGGCGAUGUUGUUUGUGACGGCCGGUAUUUGUAGUAGUAGCAGCAUUGCAGCGAACAUUUCAUUUCAGCAAUGGCAUCAUUAACACCGUCUUCAAAUGUCGAAACAUAUGAAGAUAUGUUCAAAGAAAUCACAAGAAAAUUAUAUGGGGAAGAGACAGGAAAUGGGCUACAUACGCUGGGCACACCGGUUGCGCAGGUGGCAACCACUGGGCCCACAGCACCCGAGGGCGAGCGCUCAUUCACUAAUCUGCAAAUCGAUCGCAGCGCUGCACCCACCAUCGAAUAUGAGAAUAAUGCCGUCGUUGCCAGUGGUUCGACCAAUGUAGCAGCAACAGCUGCUGGCGCUACAAAUGUUGUAAUCCAACAACAACCCGAGGGUUCUGUGGUGGUGGCAACGACAAGCGGCAGUUUCGGCAAAUCGGAUGAUCAUUUGAGUACGGCAUUUGGGCUGGCGGCGCUAAUGCAGAAUGGUUUUACUACCACCACCGCUACUGGCACUGGUGGCGGCGCAGACCAACAACAACAACAGCAUCAACAGCAACAACAACAGCAGACACAAAUCGUACAGUGGACAACACCAACGGCAACAGGUGGUAAAUUGCAAAGCUAUACGACUGCUACUCAACAACAGCAACAUCAACAGCAGCAGCAGCAACAGCAACAACAACAGCUGCAGCCACAACCUGGUACAUCUAAGUCAAAAUCCAAAAAUCGCAACGACUCCACCACCGAAAUAAUUUACACUAGUCCCACAACCUCCGGCAACACCAUGAACACCGGCCAGGCCCAACAACAAGCGGCACCCACACCAUCGAAUGGCAUUGCCACCGGUGCAGCCAAUGCUGCUCGUGGCAGAACUAGUCGCAGACGGUCCAACGGCCACCAAAAUUGCGACAAUAGCAACAAUAAUGGCGUCGUAGCACUACGUAAACGUUACGCCUGCUCUCACUGUUCCUACUCCACCGAUCGACGAGAUCUCUACACUCGCCACGAGAACAUACACAAAGAGGACAAGCCCUUCCAGUGUUACGCUUGCAUGAAGCAAUUCAAUCGGGCCGAUCAUGUGAAGAAACAUUUUCUGCGCAUGCAUCGCGAACUGGAAUACGACAUCAAUAAGACUCGACGUCCCGCAUCCUCAAGUACGUCCAACAAUGGCGGCGUCGGUAGCAAUCAUCAUGCCGCCGUGCGUGUCAAUGUCGCUUUACCGGCGAUAAACAAUCAACAGGUAAACAUUCCGAACGCCGGUUGUGGCUCACCCGAGCAGAAGCCCAACAUCAUAUUCCAGGGCGCGAUCGUACAACAAAAUGCAUUCAUGGAGGCGCAACGUCAGCCCACUUCAUCUAUUAUGAGUAUUGCCGAGACUAUUGAAGCAGUGGCAACGGCUGCUGAUGCGCCAUUGCCUCAACUCAAACAAGAGAAGCAGGAUGACAUCGGCGCCAGUGGCAGUGGCAAUGGUGGCAUUAUUGGCAACUCUGGCGCUGCUAGUGGCAGUAUUAAGCCGAAACGCGAGAAACGAUUCAACUGCGAGUUCUGCCCGUGGUCCGGUGCCGAUAGAUGGGGCUUAAAGCGGCACGUGAAUACGCACACAAAACCGUUUGUCUGUUUGUUGUGCGACUAUAAGGCCGCGCGCUCCGAACGCUUGGCCACGCACGUGCUGAAGGUGCACGACAAACGUGUCUGCAAUAAGUGCUCCUUCCUCGGCGACACGCAGGAGGAGUUCCAGGCGCACGUCAACGAAGUGCAUCCCAGCGAUACGCGGUCGGCGCGAGGCAAUCUAAAUCCAACUAAUCACUUAAGUAACGGCAUUGCGUCCAAUUCGAAUUCGAGCUCGGACGUUUUGCGUACAAUUGGCAACACUUUAAUAACGAAUAACUCAAGUGUAAAUAUGUUUCCAAAUUCGAGUGUGGCAUACUGUCACACAACUCAUAGUGGUGGCGGUGGCGGCGGCUCAUCCACUUCCAGUAAUCAUGGCGGCAACGUUGGUGGUGGUGGUUCGGUUACCAUUUACACCACAACAACAACGAAUGAUAAUGGCAGCGGUAAUGUGACCGGCGGUCCACUACAGGAAAUCAUUGUAAAUCCCACUUCGAUGGUGGGUUGGCGCCUAAGUGCCAAUGGUUCACUAAUACCGCCACACGAUCUACUAACGGGCGGUUUGCCCAAUGCAGCCGCACAAAAACGCGGCUCGGAACGAUUAUUUCAAUAUCUUGAGGCCGACGGAAGUGAUCCGGAAGACUAUGCGCGUCUACUAAAAAUGGACGCCAUUAGUCGCAACACCGCUUCAGUCGCUCAGGAUUUUCCUAAGGCGGGAGGCGUGCACGAGUUGAAAAUUCCAGCUAAUCAUCAACUCCUGUUCAAUAAUAAACUGCCUUCAUCACAAUGGACGACCAAAGAGGCUGCGACGCUAGUCCCUUCCCUAAGUAACAACACCACCUAUGCUAACAACUAUCAACAUCUUCUGCAGCAGCAGCAGCAACAGGAGCUCCGUAUUAAUUAUAACCAGCAACAAAUGCACAACAUCAACGGUCAAAUGCGUCAGCGUCAGUAUUCGACCGGCGAAGACGAUGAGUGUACACCAUCGUCCGCCUCGUCGACAUCGUCGAGUGAUUAUAUCACAUCGCCGUUAAAAAUUGAUGGCAAGCGACGUUCAGCUGGUUCAACAACAGCAAUGCACCAACGCAGCAGAAGCAGCAAGAGCAGCAGAAAAAACAACAGCAGCGGUAUGGGGAACAGUGAGCAGAGACAGGCGAUAUCGGCAUUCUGGAGCGGAAAUUUCGAUUCUCCUGAAACAUCAGGAUCAGUAAUCGGAAUCAUGGCAGCAGCAGCGGCUAAUCACAAGCGUAAAAACCAGCCACUCUGGGGCAACGAUGAAAAUCGAGAGCAGCUUAUUAGAUCGCCUCCCGCGAAUAACAAUAAUCACAACAAACCAAUAAACUACCAGAAGAACAACAACCCACAGACGAAGAGACGCGAAUAUCGUCGUGAAAUGAUCGAUAAUUUGCGCAACAACAUCGCAAACAAAGAGAAUAACAAACAAAAUGCUGCCACACUCCUCGCCGCUCUGGAAUAUCAGAAUCUGAAUAAAGUCAACUCCGCAAUAGAAAAUUAUGUUAAAGACAUGAUCAACAAAUAUUAUACCGAGACGUCUAUGCCGAUGGCUGCCGAAAUGGCACAUGAGAGACAACCGACACCAGAACCACAACCGCCACAGCAACCCUUACCAAAGCGAUGCAAUCGCCUGCGUAGCGAGACCGAGGGUUGCAUCGAGUUUUUGCUCAAUAAAGACGACAUAACCCUAACUAUCACACCAAAAGCGUCUGCCGGCAAUGCUUCCCCGUCGAGUCCCAUGCGUUCGCCGCUAAUAAUACCACCGCCCGCAGUGACCCUAGCACCAAUCAUACCCGCCCGGCCACCAACAAUGCAGCAGCAGCAACAACCAAUGCACCAGCCACAACCAAUACGCCAGCAACAAUCAAUGCACCAACAGCAACCAAUGCACCAACAGCAACCAAUGCAGCAGCCACAACCGCAGCCAGCCUUUUCACAAAUAGCUACACUAUUGCCAUUAUUGGCGGAUGCUGCUUGCCAGCAGCAGUACCUCACUGCGCCUCUGGACUUUAGCAAAAAUUCUACGUACGACAUGCCACCACUCAUUCCGAACAUACACCCGCCCAUUUCCGUGCCCAAGUCGAAGACAUAUGAAUUUUUCCCCACGCCAGAAGCGACAGUGAUGCCAAAGGCAGCACAGGUUUCGGUCAUCCAACCAGUACCCACACCCCUACCCGUUCAACAACAACAACAACUAAAAACUGCUGGCGGAGGCCAGAACAGCCAAGACAAGCGCUCGUCACGCAAGCAGGCACAGCCUAAGAAAAUACGCGCCCCGCCGGAGGUUAUAGUGGCCAUGCUGCGCGACAAGUACUUGAAUCGCAUGGUCGAUAAGAAGCUGAGCUGCCGUACGUGCGCCCAAGACAAGCGGCGCGCUGCCACAAUGCUCGUAUUCAACUAUCACACGAACGGGUCAUUAGCGCUACACAAAUACUGGAAGCAUUGUGCCAAGCAGCAAAGCUGUCGUUAUUGCAAGCAGGCGUUCGGGCAGCGCACCAGUUUGAUGUUGCACUAUUGGCGUAGGCAUGAUGACGUAAUGCAGAGCAAACGGCGAAGUGGUGUGAAGGAGAUGGACAAAAAGCUGAAGAAGACGCCGAAGAGGGGAAUGAAGAAGCAUACUAAGCAGACGAAAAAGGCCCAGAAAGCAGGGUUGAGAGCAUAGAGUGGGGUAGGAAAUCAAAGAUUUCACACAUACGUAGGUGAAUUAUUUGAGUCAACUGUACAAAUUAAAAAUUUAAUACAGUUAGUGGGGGCAUAAAGUGUAGUUGAAGUGGAGACGUCUGUAGAUGAAUUGUGUUGCUUAAUUUGAAUAUUUUAAACUAAAAUGAUAUUCGCGGGCAAAGUAAAUUGCACAAAAAUGAAUGAGAAUUUAACACAUUGAGCGCCAUGCAACACGGCACUUUGUACGACACCCAAUAUUUUCUAUGGUGCGCAUACAAAAGUCGUGCGCUUUCAUGCUACUCAAAAAAGUUUGGUCUAAUUUUCACACCGCUAUGAUGAUCUUCACCAUUCUUGUUCGGCUAUACAAGACAAAACGGGGACCUGAGAGCGCUCAGAAAUCAAUUUAUGCUACAGUCAAACUUCUAUAACUCGAAUCACCCAUACGCAAAUAAUAUUUUCCACUUAUGAAGACUUCGGUAAUACUCGUAGAAAUGAAACUUUACACAAAGGAAAAAUGUAAAAAAUAAAUAAAUCAGUUACAUAAGGGCUUCACUCAAGAAAACAAAAUAAAAACAUACAUUAUUUAGGAUUCUUAGGAUUCUUCGACUUAGUGAAGCCUGUGCCAAGACUCUUAUUCGCGUUAUGGAACUAAAAUUGAAUGUCAUUCGAUUUAGUUCGAGUUAUAGAAAACUCGAGUUGUAGAAGUUCGGGUUAUCAAAGUUUGACUGUACUUCCACAGCGCGUUCUAACCAAAACCAACCUACUUUCUGGCUUUCAGACAAUACUAAAAGUAACCGCCUUCCGUCCUUGAGGUUUAGCACACUAGACAGAGCUACAUAUUUUACUGGGCCUAUCGCCCGUCCGUACAUCCGCUUGUGUGAACCCCAGUGCGUAGAUGAAACAAACUUUUUUCUUCCAAUAACGGUCGUCACACACGCGCUCCCUCCGCUAACUCCGAGUGAAUUUCUGUUAUGAUAAAACUUAUCUUCUCAUCGAAACGACCAUCUGACUUUCGGAGGCGGACAAAAAUUGUAGUGGUUCGAGAUUCAGUUUGGCCCAAACGAGAAACUGCUGCUAUCCAUUUUUGUGCGCUUAAAUGAUAACUGGCAACACGAAAACGUCCCUGCGCCUAAAAUAGUACAUACAAUACGUUUUGUUCCGUGUACGCCAACCUGUAUAUUGAAAAAAUAAGAAUUUUUAAUUCUAGUUUUCAUUUUGCUUUCGCACCAGACAUCCACGACUAGUAAAUGAAACUCUUUUUUGAAUGGCAACUUUGGCUCUGCCUGGGUUUUGCUUUUGUGCCAUGUUAAAACCCUUCUCAAGAAGGUUUGCGAAACAUUGCUGGAUGUGACAAUUUUUAACGGUUUAUUGAGCCAAGCCAGCGUUCCAAUAUGGCUGCAGUGUGAGAUUUGUGAAAAAAACGCCUGGUUUAAACAUUCCAUAACGGGUUUUGGCGUGCAGUGCUAGCGUGAUUGCAUACAUAGAUCCGUUAUACACAUGCAUAGAACCGUAGGUUGUUUUUUUAUUUUUUCAUAUGCAUUUUCAUAUUUUUCUCAAAAAUUUCACAUUCAAAUUGAAAAAAUUUAUUUUCACUUAAAUUUUUUUUUUUUUUUUUUUUUAAUUUAUUUAGUAGGCGUGAAACUCGUAAGUUAAGCGCUAAUGAAAGCACUUUCGCUCAUGAAAGGUAAUAUAAAUAUGUACAUCUGGGCCGCAUACAAAUUUUACGAGCUUUAAAUAUUUAAAAAACAAAAAAAUCUGGGUCCCACUCAAAUUUUACGAACUAUAAACAUUUAAAAAACAAAAAAUUCUGUGCCCCAUACAAAUUUUAAGAGCAUAAAAAUUUAAAGGCAAAAAAUUUGAAAUAUUUAACUUUCAAAAAUUUUGCGACAAUUUCAAUUCAAGCCGAAAGUUGCUUGAAAAACUGCUGCUCUCCAUUUUUGCGCGCUUAAAUGCCAACUUGCAACGCGAAAACGCCCCUGCGCCUAAAAUAACACAUUUCACGUUUCGUUCUGCUUUGCGAGAUGGCACACAAAAAAUUCCUUACAUUUAAAUGCUAACUACAAACAUUUCCAAAAAACAAAAACAAAAACAAUGUAACUGAACUUGCAUACUUGAAAUAAAUUACUUACAAAAGUGAGCGCAGACUGUGCUUUGAAAAUGCGAAUAAAAGACAGAAGCCGGGAAGACAGAAAACGGCAGAAGAAAGGACGAAAGUCACUCGAAUGAAAUUUUCUACAUCAAAAUAUGAAUUCAUAUAUAUAGUUAAUUAUGCAAUUUUCAGUAAUUUCAUUUUCAUUUUUUUGUUUAAUUUUAAAUUUACACUAAAUAUACGUAUUUAAGUUUCUUACUUUUAAGUUAUAAAGUACCUGAAAUAAUUUUUCUUUGAAAACUUAAAGGAAAAGAAGUAAAACUGCGAAACUGCAGCUCAGCUUAAAUUAAUAUUCAUUAUAUACUCCUAUAUGUUAAAUUUUAAAUAAUCUACAAUAUUGUAUUGUAUUUUAUUGUAUUUGGCGCCAUCCAAAUGAAGUCGUAAAAACGCAUAAUGCAGUUAGCAACUAAAUACACACACACUCCCUCCCAUACGCGCGCAUGCAACAGGCACGUUCGGCUGCAUGUGUGUGUUUAGGCGGUGUUUACACGAAGCUUUAAGUUGCUAAUUUCGUUGAAAAACAAAAAGCAAAUUAUAACAGAAAUAUUUAUAAACUUUAGUGGAAGUGUUAGCCUCGUUGAGUGGCUAAUUUUUGUGAGAAUUUAUUUAAUUUUUGUGGGGCGAAGAGAAAACAAAUUAAAUACAAUGAAUUUAGUUUGCCAUUUGUUAAAAAACAAAAAUACCAAAACAUAAGAAUCACACACAUACACACGCAUAACAAAAAGUACUUACAUAAAGUACUUUCUUUACUACACAAAAACUAAAAAACAAAAAAAAAAACGAAAAAAUGCGACUAAAAUAA
Messenger RNA from Anastrepha ludens (Mexican fruit fly), 7785 nucleotides. It is a transcript of the gene chn, whose product is annotated as protein charlatan. The transcript is spliced from 7 exons. Gene Ontology annotation, molecular function: DNA-binding transcription factor activity, RNA polymerase II-specific; RNA polymerase II transcription regulatory region sequence-specific DNA binding; chromatin insulator sequence binding. Gene Ontology annotation, cellular component: chromosome; nucleus. The record is from RefSeq and is a predicted model, not a curated record. Gene Ontology annotation, biological process: regulation of transcription by RNA polymerase II. NCBI's taxonomy places the organism in Eukaryota, Metazoa, Arthropoda, Insecta, Diptera, Tephritidae. Bases 636 to 4835 code for a protein of 1399 amino acids.